AUGCGUCUGAAGCUGGAGGCGCUAAAGAAGAUCUUCACCCACCUAAACUACGAGCAGGCGGUUCUCUUUUCCAAUUCCAAAAUGCGCGCAGAUUGGUACUGCAAGUACUUGAACGCCGGCGGCAUACCCUGCAUGCUGCUGUCGGGUGAUCUCGCCCAGAGCGACCGCUCCGAGGCGUUUGAGAGCUAUCGCAGUGCUAUCUUCUCGGUGCGCACCAUUGUGGACAUGGAUCUGAUUGCACGCUGCGUGGACUCGCAUCAUGCCAACCUGGUGAUCAAUUUGGAUCCGCCCAACGAUCAUGUCACAUAUUUGCAUCGGUCGGGGCGUUCCGGUCGCUUCGAGUCAAAGGCCAUUGCCAUCACAUUCAUCUCAUCGCCGAAGCAGAGCGAAAACUUUAAGCGGAUUCUGGCCAAGGCAGGCACAGGCAUGUCCGUUCUGCAGUUGCCAACAGAAGGGCCGCCGUCGAAGGGAUUUAAUUACUUUGCAUUUGAUGCUUAUGAGUUUCCGUAUUAUUUUAAUUCGGAAGCAACCGAGCAGGACGAGAAUGAGUUGAAUCAAAUCAAGAAGGCCACCAAACUGGCCAUUAAAAUAGCCAACGAAAAGGCAUCCAGCUAUGUGUAUCCAGUGGUGAAUUGCACUGAUGUGGAGGGCGGAGGCGCAAUUAAGAAGCGCACCAUCGACGUGGAGGCUGGACGACUGCCAUACUUCUCGGAUUUGCAGCUGUGCCCAGUGGCCUGA
Molecule: messenger RNA, 738 nt
Organism: Drosophila guanche
Lineage: Eukaryota; Metazoa; Arthropoda; Insecta; Diptera; Drosophilidae
Product: probable ATP-dependent RNA helicase DDX20
Exons: 2
Coding region: 1-738 (245 amino acids)
Biological process (GO): spliceosomal snRNP assembly
Cellular component (GO): SMN complex
Molecular function (GO): RNA binding; RNA helicase activity
Source: RefSeq, a predicted model, not a curated record